UCUGAAAAGUGGGCAAGACUUGAGAGAGAGAGAGAGAGAGAGAGAGAGAGAGAGAGAGAGAGAGGGAGAGGGAGAGGGAGAGAGAGAAGGUUCUGUUGUUGUUGUUGUUUGAUGAGAGGGGGGUGAUGAUGGAGAGGUAGUGAGAAUGAAGAAGAGUAACCUGGUUAACCCUUCACUCUUGUCAUCUUGAGAUUUUAUAUCUCUUGUUUUCCAUUCCUCUUUUCUCCGGGGUGAAAGUGGAUGUUGGAUGGAGGGAUGAGGAACUGGAUGAAGGGAAGUGAGGAAGAGAAGAGAGACUGAGGAGACAAUGGCGUACACACAGUUGGAACCCAUCAACAAGGGUGUGCUGGCCAGGCUAACUGACUGUCUAUUGUGUCGGUGGUCGUGUCGCUCAUGUCUGUUGUGGUGUUGGGAGUGCUGCUUUCCGCCCAGUGAUGAGGAGGUGGAGAUACUGGGACCCUUCCCUGCUCAGACCCCCUCCUGGCUAGUGAACGAGUGUGUGGAUGAGAAGGACACUGAUACCGGGGUCACUCAUGUUGACUCCAUGGCAAUACCUCAGGACAGUAUUCGGACCCGGAGACGUUCCAGCUCAGAGAUGUCCCGAUCCACCUUCAGCCUGGUCCGACAACUCUCCAGUCUAGACGCCCGCAGGCCCAGCUCUCCGCUGGUUGAUGUGAAACCCAUUGAGUUCUGGGCCAUGGGCCCCAGGAAGGAGGUGAUCCAGCCGCUGCGUCGACCCCAGCCCCCUCCGGACGACUACUUCAGGAAGUUGGAGCCACGCCUCUACUCUCUGGACUCAUCCGGAGACGACGUGGACUCGCUAACGGACGAGGAGAUUCUGCUACGAUAUCAACUGGGCAUGCUCCACUUCAGCACACAGUAUGAUCUAAUCAACGGCCACCUGGGCGUUAGGGUCAUUGAGGCUCGCGACCUGCCCCCACCUCUGACCUGUGAUGGAGCCCGCCAGGACAUGGCCCACUCCAACCCAUACGUCAAGAUCAGCCUGCUGCCGGACCACAAGAACUCCCGGCAGACGGGGGUGAAGAGGAAGACACAGAACCCGGUGUUCGAGGAGCGGUUCACCUUUGACCUUCUGUUCCUGGAGGCCCAGCGCCGCACCCUGCUGCUGUCUGUGGUCGACUUCGACAAGUUCUCACGACACUGUGUCAUCGGCAAGGUGGCUCUGCCUCUGAGUGAGGUUGAUCUGGUGAAAGGUGGUCAUUGGUGGAAGGCCCUGGUACCUAGUUCUCAGAAUGAGGUAGAGCUGGGAGAGCUGCUGUUAUCACUCAACUACCUGCCCUCUGCUGGAAGACUCAACGUUGACAUCAUCAGAGCGAAGCAGCUGCUGCAGACAGACAUGUGCCAGGGAUCAGACCCGUUUGUGAAGGUUCAGCUGGUAACAGGGCUGAAGCUGGUAAAGACCAAGAAGACUUCCUGUAUGAAAGGAACCAUCGACCCCUUCUACAAUGAGUCGUUCAGCUUCAGAGUGCCCCACGAAGACCUCAGUGAAGUCAGCCUCGUAUUUACAGUGUACGGCCACAACAUGAAGAGCAGUAAUGAUUUUGUGGGGAGGAUCGUGAUUGGCCAGUUCUCCACGGGUCCCCCUGAGACCUCCCACUGGCGCCACCUGUUGGCCAGUCAGAGAACUCCGGUUGAGCAGUGGCACAGCCUGCGCUCACGGGCAGAGUGUGACCGCGUCUCCCCCGCCUCGCUGGAGGUCACAUGAUAGAGCUGGAGAGGGAUCAGGAGUUACAGGUUAAGGGUCAGAGGUCAGGAGGAGAGGUAUAAGCUCAAAGGGUUGAGGUACACAGUAGGAAAGAGGAAGAUGAAAGGGGGUCAGGAGUUAGAGGUCGGGGGUUUGAUGUCAGGGAGGUGAGAAAAGGGGGUUAGAGGAGAGAGAAGGAGAGAGAGAGAGAGAGAGAGA
This is a messenger RNA of Oncorhynchus keta (chum salmon), 1924 nucleotides long. RefSeq names its product synaptotagmin XVII (gene syt17). Gene Ontology annotation, cellular component: membrane. Bases 308 to 1726 code for a protein of 472 amino acids. Gene Ontology annotation, biological process: regulation of calcium ion-dependent exocytosis; cellular response to calcium ion; calcium-ion regulated exocytosis. The record is from RefSeq and is a predicted model, not a curated record. Gene Ontology annotation, molecular function: calcium-dependent phospholipid binding; calcium ion binding; syntaxin binding. The transcript is spliced from 11 exons. NCBI's taxonomy places the organism in Eukaryota, Metazoa, Chordata, Actinopteri, Salmoniformes, Salmonidae.